UAUGGCAUGGGAUGCAGCUCAACAACUCCCAAGAGAAGUUUCAACAACAGAUAUUGAGAAAUGACUCCGUGGAGAAGGGAUUUACUUAUUCAACAAAAGCCGUAGCAAAAAAUCUCACAGGGACUUUGCCACUAGUGAAAGGUUUUGUUGCCACAGCCGUCGCUGUGAUUUGCUUUGGCAGUAAUUUUGUUCCAGUGAAGAAAAUUGAUACUGGAGAUGGCUUGUUUUUCCAGUGGAUAUUUUGUACUGCAGUAUGGGUUCUGUCACUGGUGAUCCACCUUAUCCAACAGUGUCCAAGGUUCUGGCCUCUCACAAUGCUUGGUGGAUUUCUGUGGGCCACAGGGAAUGUCUCAGUUAUUCCCAUUUUAAAAACUAUUGGCCUUGGCAUGGGAGCUUUGAUCUGGGCUACGUUUAGCCUUCUAAUGGGCUGGGCUAGUUCAAGGUUUGGCUGGUUUGGAUUGAAUGCACAGAGUGUUCCAAGUCCCAUCCUAAACUAUAUUGGAACAGCAAUGACAGCACUAAGUGCCGGGAUUCUUAUAUUUGUGAAAACGGAGAGUAAAGACCCACCGCCAGAAGAAAUAUCCCCCUUAAUACAGGAAAAGAAAAUGGAAAAGGAGAAGGAGCUGGAAGGCUUACAGGAGACUUCUACAAAACAGGGAGAUACCUGUUGGACUGAUAAACUCAAUCCACCGCAAAAGAAAUUGGUAGGCUGCAGUCUUGCAAUGUGUGCAGGAUUGUUUUAUGGUUCCAGCUUUGUACCAGUCCUCUACAUUAAGAACCAUGCUGAAAGAAAUGAAACUGAAUUUUUUGGAGCUAGUCAGUUUGACAUGGAUUAUGUUUUUGCAUACUGCAGCGGGAUUAUUCUAACCAGUACCAUUUAUUUUCUCAUCUACUGUGGCGUGAAGAAAAAUAAACCAUCUGUUUAUUCAACAGCAAUAUUACCCGCUUUCUUCUCAGGAUUGCUGUGGGGAAUUGCAAACAGUGCUUGGUUUCUGGCAAACUACUACCUUGGCGCAGUCAUCACAUUUCCUCUUAUUACUGCCGGUCCAUCUGUAAUUUCGCUAACAUGGGGAGUGUUUUAUUUUAAAGAGAUAAAGGGCUCAAGGAAUUUCAUAAUACUUGGUGUUGUGCUAGCCACUGCUCUUACUGGAACCAUACUCAUAGGCUUGUCGAAAGUGGAGGGAAUUGUUUGACCUAGAUUGUGGAACAACUGAGUUACGGAGUUCACCAUUUCUCAGAAGCAAAUGAAACCUGAUAAAAUAAAUAAUAAUUAUCUAAUUGCAUGCCUGUGUAUAGUAUAUCAUGCUGCUAAUUUAAGAUAAAACAUCAGGAAACAGAAACUCAUGAUUUUGAAGCAUUGACUCAAUUACAUAAAGUGUACAGGAUAGACAGGAGCGCCUUGGUAGUAUUUGUGUCAUAAUGUGAAAAAUCAUUGUCUGGAUUCUGACUGUCAUUCAGCAUUGCUCUAAAUUAAAAAUAUACCAUAUGAAAUGUUUUGUCAGUAACUUAAGAGGGUGAUUUGGUAUCCACAAAACAUUAAAGAGGACAGGAAGUAGCUCACUCUCUACUAGAAUCACAAAUGAAAUCCAAGUGCAGUGUUCUCCACCCCCUCCCCCCCCCAUCUGUUUUGGUCCAAUUAGAAUAAAUCUCAACUUCAUCAAUUAAUUUCAUUUUUUUGUCUCUGCACAUGAGUAAGCAAGGAGGAAUCAAUUUGUAUAGAAAGCAUUAAUAGUUAAAAGUCAGUUAAAUAUGGGACAGAGAAUAUAAUUUUAUUAUGGUUAAAGAGAAUUGCUAUUCAGGGAUUUCAAUCAAUAGGCAAAUACCUUAUGCUUAAAGAUAUCCUGGAUCUGCAGAAAAAAUCCAGUCACAAUGAGCAAUGAGAUCAAACUGGUAACCUACUUUGAAGUAGAGUACAAAUAUGAAAAAUAAUCAAAUACUUUAUAAUAAGCUUUCACUUUGAUGUUAGAAAUAUUGAGCACUCAAUCAAGAAUAGAUCAAAUAUUGAUGAAAAGUAGGACCUCCUCAAGGUUGGACUAAACACACAUUAUGUCUACAGCAUUAGACUUUGUUGCUUUAAUGUCAUUAUGCAAGAGAUGUAUUAUGAGGACAAUCAACAGCUUUGUUUAGUACAGGACAAUGCAAGUAAAUAGGUGAAAGUAAUGUAAUGAUAACAGCAUUAGAGAUAAGUAGAUGCUUUGAAAAUUGCAAAUCGAGAGGGAAUGGCAUUAACAAAGGUACAGAAAAAAAUUAUUUGAUCAGAAGUGAUAGUCUUCAACUUCUAAAGCUUCAAUGGGGAAAGAUUUUAAUUGGAUAAUUAUUUUAUAUUGUAAAGUGCAGCACCCUAGGAAAAUCAUUGGCAUAGGAUUAAUGCUAUGGUAAACGCAUAAGAUUAACUGUUAUGUAGAAAUUGCAAUGUAAGUAAAUCUUUGAACCUUUGUUUUCCAGUCUAAUUUGAGCAUGUGUAAAUUUAUUAAUGCUGUCAAUAGAAUAUGUUUUUCUCUGUGUUGGUACUUAACACCUAAGAUCCCAGCACAAAUGGAAAAAAAAAUCUCCCCCAUUGAGGCCAAGUCAUAUUUAGUCACAAUUAAAAAUCUGUCAGAAGCCCAAGCAUGGGGAGGAAGUCUAAUGCAGAUCAGUAUACAUGUUUACUGGUAUCAAUCCACUACUCACGAGUUAAAGUACAGAUAACUUAGUUUGAACUUGAAGUACUUCGGAGUAAUGCUCAUUCUUUUUACAAAGGUCACCAGUGUGGGUCCUAGUUUAAUCUCAGAAAUUAAAAUCAGAAUCAGAUUUAAUAUCAGCAGCAUAUAUCAUGAAAUUUGUUACUACUGCAGCAGUACAAUGCAAUACAUAACAAAAAGUGAAUUACAAUAAAUUUAAAAUCAUAGAUAUAUAUAGUAAAAUAGUUAAAUUAUAAGAAAUCAGAUGGCAGAAGUGAAAAGCUAUUCCUGAAUUGUUGAGUGUGCGCCUUCAGGCCCCUGUACUUACAUUCUGAUGGUAGCAAUGAGAGGGCAUGUCCUAGGUAAUCAAGGUCCUUAGUGGUGGAUGUCACCUUUCUGAGGCAUGAGGUAUCAUUCCUUGAAGAUGUCUUAGAUGCUACAGAGGGUAGUGCCCAUGAUGAAGCAGACUGAGUUCACUACUUUCUGCUGCUAAAAAUACUUCCCAUGUAGCAGCCCAUCCCAUCCCACCCUAAACCCCCAUACCAGACAGUGAUGCAGCCAGUCAGAAUGCUCUCCGUGGUACAUUUGUAUAAGCUUUUGAGUGUUUUAGUUGACAAGCCAAAUCUCCUCAGACUACUUAUGAGAUGUAGCUGCUGUCUUGCCUUCUCUAUAGCUACAUCAAUAUGUUGUGCCCAGGUUAGGUCAGAGAUAUCAUCACCCAGGAACUUGAAAUUGCUCCCUCUCCAGUUCUGAUUUUCAAUGAGGAUUGGUUUGUGUUCCCUUGACUUACCCUUUCUGAAAACCACAAUCAGUUCUGUGGGCUUACUAACAUUGAGUGCAAGGUUGUUGCUGCGACAUCACUCAACCAGCUGGUAUAUCUGGCUCCUGUACUCCAAAGGGGGCAUCUGACAGCAUCUGAAAUUGUGUCUUCAGCAAAUUAAUAGAUGACAUUUGAGCUGUGCCUAGCCACACAGUCAUGGGUGCAGAUAGAAUAAAUACAGAAGUGGGUUAAGCACAUAUCCUUGUUGAUUAUCAGUGAUGAAGAUGUUAUUUAUAAUCCACCCAGUUUGUGGUCUUCCGGUGAGGAAAUUGAGGAUCCAGUUGCAGAGGGAGCUACAAAUGCCCAAGUUUUGGAGUUUUUCAUUAUAAUUGUAGAACCAAUGGUGUUAAACGCUGAGCUGCAGUCAAUAACUAGAAUUCUGGCAUAAGUAUUAGUCUUGGCCAGGUAUCCAAGGCCACAUGAAGAGCCAAUGAGAUCACAUCCACUGUAGACCUAUUGUGGAGAUAGGCAAAUUGCAGUGGGUCCAGAUCCUCACUGAGUCAGGAGUUAAUUCUAGUCAUAACUAACCUCUCAAAGCACUUCACUUAACAUAGAUGUGAGUGCUACUGGACAAUAGUACUCUGCUUCUUCUUGGGUCCUGGUACGAUUGUUGCCCUUUUGAAGCAGAUCUUCCGACUGUAGCAACUAGAGAUUGAAAAUGCCUUUGAACACUCCUGCUGGUUGGUUAGCACAGGUUCUCAGAACCCUACCAUUUACCCCACUGGGGCCUGUUGCCUUGGGAAGGUUCACCCUCUUGAAGGAGGCAAAGAUGACAAGGUAACUGGGUGCUGCCGGAAUCCUCAUAGCUGUAGUUUUAUUCUCUCAUUCAAUGCGAGCAUAGAAGUCAUGGACCUGACCUGGGAGUGAAGCAUCACUGCUAUUUACGAUGUUAGGUUUCAUUUUGUAGCAAGUAAUAGCCUGCCAGCUCUUUCAGAGUUGUCUGCCCAUCUCCAACCUCAACAGAAUUGUUCAUUUGCUCUUGAGAUAGCCCUUUACAAGUUGUAGCUGGACUUCCUCCAUAGUCCAUACCUGCCACAGAUCUAGCCCUCAGCAGACUAUGAACCUCCCAGUUCAUCCACAGCUUUUGAUUUGGGAAUGUGCAGUAUGUUGUUAUAGACACACACUGAUCCACAAACGUUUUAACGAAGUCAGUGACCUUCAGACUCAAAGAAUCCUUGAAUAUAGUCCAGUCCACUGAAUGAAAGCAGAAAUUAUUACAAACAAUGGAGCAAACAUGAAUGUGUUUUUGAAAAUUUAUAAGAGAUUCUUUGAGAGAUAAUGUGAUGGGACUCAGAUAAAGGCCAAAGAGGAGUAUAACAUGGGCCAAAGUGAAGGAACCAUAAUUUAACAGAUUACUUUGGAAAUGGCAAGGAGAAAAGAUUCUGCAGCAUCUGUGACAGGCUUGGUUUGAUUGAAGUUUCAAGUUUUGAUAUCAAUAUUUAUUUUAAACUUUAAAUUACCAUUCUCACUAGGAAAAAGAAUAACGCACAAAAACAUUCCAGGUUUUACAGUUGGCAAUUUCUGCCAAGCCAUGCAAUCAGGAUGGUUUGGUAGAAUAGCAGUUAGUGCAAUACUUUACAGCAUGAGCUGUAAACUCUGGGUUCCAUUUUCACUGCUGUCUUUAAGAAGUUAGUAAGUUCUCCCCAUGACAGUGCGGAUUUCCUCUGGGUUCCUCCAUCAUUCCAAAGGUGGUGUACAGAUACGGUUGGUGAGUUACAGGGACUGGAAGCAUGGUGACAUUUGUGGGCUGCCUAACACAAUCCUUGCUGAUUUGCUGUGACAGAUAAAGCUAAUCUUCCUUCACUAGAAGCACGACCUGGGAUUUUAGAAAGCGUCAGUGAAGAAAGUCUAUUCUGAAUAUUGAAGAAAAAAUGUUACAUAACUUUGGGCCUUAAUUUUCUUUUUUCAUAUUAGAUUUCCCCACCAUAUCCUGAUUUUAUAACACCACUUCAUCUUGAAAAUUAAGAUACGCAGCACCAGUAACUGAAAGCAUUGCACUAUCAUAUUAGGAUUGCAUUCUUCUGUCCUCUAACUUCUCUCUUGCCUUUGUCAAGUCCAGCAAUAUGGAAGUCAUUUUGCUGCCCUGCAAUAUUGCUUAAAGAGACAGAUCCUGGAUGCCUUUUUUGAAAUGAAGGGUUAAUGCCACCUUUUAUUUCUAGUAGCUUUGUAGUGAAAGUUGGGUCUACUUCCAAAGAUAUAUCGGACUUAAUAGUUCCCAGAAAGAGCAGCAUUUGAAUUUGACCACAAUGUUAUGAACACAAGCAACCAUGACCUAUUUUAAAAGAAGCAAUCACUCGGGCAGUUAUGCUUCAUGCAUGAUUAUUGUAGGGGAAUAAUAAACCUUUCAGAUGCUUUUCCAGCAUGUCUAAUUGAAUUACAGAAUUAACUGUAACUAUACAACAAGAUGCUGAAGCAUUUUCACUUUUUAUUUUCAAUUUUUG
Hypanus sabinus (Atlantic stingray) is the source of this 5921-nucleotide messenger RNA. RefSeq names its product transmembrane protein 144-like. The coding region runs from base 12 to 1193 and encodes 393 amino acids. The record is from RefSeq and is a predicted model, not a curated record. The transcript has 12 exons. Gene Ontology annotation, cellular component: membrane. Gene Ontology annotation, biological process: carbohydrate transmembrane transport. Gene Ontology annotation, molecular function: carbohydrate transmembrane transporter activity. NCBI's taxonomy places the organism in Eukaryota, Metazoa, Chordata, Chondrichthyes, Myliobatiformes, Dasyatidae.